GCAAAGAAAAGGGGAAAAGGAAACUCUGCUGCCGCCAUUUCACGUGAAAAGCAGCGCGGUCGGAUCACUACCCAGUGGUUACAUUUUCAGAACUCUGAUUAAUUUGGCGGAAUUUCACAGUAUAGCAACUUUUAAAGUCAAACCUAACGGUUUGCAGUACAGGGGGCUCACGGUUUCAGCCUUAGAAGUCUCGCUCCGUUGCUUGGAGACGACCAAGAAAAAAGAUGAGCUACGGAAGGCCGCCGCCAGACGUCGAGGGGAUGACCUCCCUGAAAGUGGACAACCUGACUUACAGAACUUCGCCCGAGACACUCCGUCGAGUUUUUGAGAAGUACGGUAGGGUAGGGGACGUCUAUAUUCCCCGGGACCGGUACACCAAGGAGAGCCGCGGCUUUGCCUUUGUACGUUUCCUCGACAAGCGCGACGCCGAAGACGCAAUGGACGCCAUGGACGGCGCGCUGCUGGAUGGGCGCGAGCUGCGGGUUCAGAUGGCGCGCUACGGACGGCCGCCAGACUCCAUGUACAGCCGGAGAGGGGCUCCACCACGCAGAUACGGGGGCUACGGACGCAGAAGCAGGAGUCGCUCAGGAAGUCCCCGCCGUCGCAGACGUAGCCGCAGCCGCUCCAGGAGCAGGAGCCGUUCCAGGUCCAGGAGCCGCAACCGCUACAGCCGUUCCAGAUCCCGUUCUUACUCCAGGUCCAAAUCAAGGUCCAGGUCGAAGUCCAAGUCCAAAUCCAAGUCAAAGUCCAGAACGCCCCGACGGAGCAAGACAAAGUCUCCUUCCAGAUCCCGGUCCCGCUCCAGGUCCAAAUCCCGCUCCAGGUCCAAGUCCAGGAGUCGAACCCCAGCUUCCAACAGGGGGUCAAAGUCCCGAUCCAGGUCUAAGUCCAAGAGUGGACCAAAAUCACCAGGAAACAACGAAGCAGAGCCCUAACCCAAAUGUGGAGGAGAUAUCACGCUGCUGAGUCCUGUUUGCAAAGAGAGGAGGAGAUGGGGGUGUUGCAGUAUGAGAGCAGUUAGUGUGUGACCCGCCCAUGUGACCUGCCUGUUGCUGAGAGCCAUGGCAGUUGCUAAGGAGCAGGUCACCGAGGCAACGGUGGUUGCUAUGAAGCAGGUCGUCAUGGCGGUGGUUCGGGCUGUCAGUUGGUGUGUGAGGUGGUGUGCUGAGGUACGUUCUCGCGGGGCACACGGGGCAGAUGCUCUGGGCAGGUUUACCCGCCUGUGGUUUCCUCCUCCGCCUCACAGAAAGGGAGCCGACCCCGAGGUUUGUCUUUCCCCCCAAUAUGCCCGGGUUUAAAAACUUGUUAGAGCUAGCGUGAGAAGAUUUGGGCCAGGACAAUGUAAGAUAAAGGAAGUGAGUUAUUGAGUUUAAUGUCUAGCUCAAGUUUUCUUACCAGGAUUGUCAGGACAGAAUUCAUGCAAGUAUUUAAAUAUUCAGAUCAGUUGCAGGAAUUGAUACCAGCUUCUGUUUUUGCUCUUGGUGACUUAAGUUUUGUUUUUCCUUCCAGAUCUCAGUUGCAUUGAGCCUUUUGAGGACAUCCGGAACAACCUCACUUUGAGCAAGAAGACUCUACUGUUACCACUGAGUGCAGACUGAAAAGGUUAAUUGGAUCUUGAUCUAAAAUGUUUUAAAUGUUUAAAUUUGUAAUCUGCCAAAAACCUUCUGUAAAUUUGACAUAAUUUAUAAAGCUGAGUAUAUUGAAAGGGAAUUGCGAGGUAAAUUUCAAUGUACCUUUUUGGGGGGGAGGGGGGAUUUUUCAUUAAAUUUCUAAGUAAUUUCUUUGAAUCAAAAUGUAAAUCUCAGCAGGCUCCAUCUACUUUUUUUAAAAAAGAAAUUAAUUUGCAAGGCUGAAAUAGAAAAUGGUGUCUGACUUUUUGUUUGCAGUAUUUACAGCUGUAUUGCCACUGGGGGGGAAAUGGCUUAGUGUACAGUAGCAUAAAAGCCUCCUAAAAUUGUGUUUUUGCUUAUUCCAGCAACAUAUGUUCUGCUUUUUCUGUCUAGUUCAAGUUGCUUCCCUAUGAUUCUAACCCUCUUUCUUGUGUAUCUUUUGUGCACUAGGCGCAGUUGUGUAGCAGUUGAGUAAUGCUGGUUAGCUGUU
Fundulus heteroclitus (mummichog) is the source of this 2100-nucleotide messenger RNA. It is a transcript of the gene srsf2a, whose product is annotated as serine and arginine rich splicing factor 2a. Bases 225 to 935 code for a protein of 236 amino acids. The transcript has 3 exons. The record is from RefSeq and is a predicted model, not a curated record. Gene Ontology annotation, molecular function: RNA binding. Lineage: Eukaryota; Metazoa; Chordata; Actinopteri; Cyprinodontiformes; Fundulidae.